CCCAUUGGCGACUUUGUGUCUUCACAGCCCAGCCAGAUGGAGGACACCAUGUCUGGGGAGGAGGGUGAGGAGGAGGAAGAGGAAGAGGAGACAGCCCCAGCCCCAGCUCCUGCCCCUACCCCCGAAGACCCCGUGGAGCCCCAGCUGACAGAAGCCAGCCAGGUGCUCGGUGCCUCGGAGAUCAGGCAGCUUAGCCUCCACCUCCCCGCACGAGUCACCGGCCACCCCUGGAGUCUCGUUUUCUGUACGUCGAGGGACGGCUUUAGUCUGCGGAGCCUGUACCGGCAGAUGGAAGGCCACAGUGGGCCAGUGCUGCUGCUCCUGAGGGACCAGGAUGGGCAGAUGUUUGGCGCCUUCUCCUCCUCAGCCCUUCGACUCAGCAAGGGCUUCUACGGCACAGGCGAGACCUUCCUCUUCUCCUUCUCCCCACAGCUGAAGGUCUUUAAGUGGACAGGAAGCAACUCUUUCUUUGUGAAAGGAGACUUGGAUUCCCUGAUGAUGGGCAGUGGCAGCGGCCAGUUUGGGCUAUGGUUAGACGGAGACCUGUAUCACGGGGGAAGCCACCCCUGCGCGACCUUCAACAAUGAGGUGCUGGCCCGGCGCGAGCAGUUCUGCAUCAAGGAGCUGGAGGCCUGGGUUCUGAGCUGAUGCCCUGUGCCAGCAGCUUCCUGGGCCACAGGGACUCAGACCUGCUCAUGGACGCUGUCCAGGUCUUCCUCACAUGGGGCAGCCCCUUCUGAAACUAGGAUGACAUACUCAUGUUGACUCUGGCUGUUGGACAGCCUCCUUAUGGCUUGAGGACAGACAGGUAGGGGGGCAGACACUGUUCUGCAUAAGUGAUCUGAAUAUGUGAAAGACACACCUUACCCAAGAAGCAGAGUACCUCAUGAAAAUUAUUGUUAUAGGAAUUCAACAGUGAAUACAUGUUUAUUGGAGAAAACCCAGAAGACACAGAAAAAAUUUUAAAUUGCCAGGUGUGGUGGGACACAGCUACUUGAGAGGCUGAGGCAGGAGGUAAGCAAGUUCAAGGCCAGCCUAAGUAAC
Messenger RNA from Ictidomys tridecemlineatus (thirteen-lined ground squirrel), 1044 nucleotides. RefSeq names its product TBC/LysM-associated domain containing 2 (gene Tldc2). Gene Ontology annotation, biological process: response to oxidative stress. The record is from RefSeq and is a predicted model, not a curated record. Lineage: Eukaryota; Metazoa; Chordata; Mammalia; Rodentia; Sciuridae. Gene Ontology annotation, cellular component: nucleus.